Molecule: messenger RNA, 1650 nt
Organism: Oncorhynchus gorbuscha (pink salmon)
Lineage: Eukaryota; Metazoa; Chordata; Actinopteri; Salmoniformes; Salmonidae
Gene: mettl23
Product: methyltransferase like 23
Exons: 5
Coding region: 793-1482 (229 amino acids)
Cellular component (GO): nucleus; cytoplasm
Source: RefSeq, a predicted model, not a curated record
UGGUUUUGUAAGGUGAAACGUGUUGAAAGAGCUAACAUGGCUGGCUAGCCUAGCAUGGAUAGCUUGCUACCGACAGUUUACCUUCACUGAGCGGUGUGACACAUCGAAAGUCUCGCAAUAGUCAUGUUUCGUCCAGUCUGAAGAGUCCUUCAGCUCAGGUCUGGCGCUCCGCUUCGCCUCUUUGAUCCUUUUCUUACUUUUAUGGUUCAUUCCUGCGAAUUUAGGCACUUGAGCUAGCUAACUAGACUGGGGUGCAUAGACAAACACAUUUGCUAGCUUAACUUGCUAGUAACUAUAGUGAAGCGAACUUUAUUUGAGUGACUAGUCUUUAGUUAAAGUUAAACGGUAAGCAACUCCAUACGAGUACUUUGUUGGUGUUACUGAAACACGACACGUUGGCCUUAAAAAUAAAAUGUUGCUCUAAGCGCACUUUUAAUAGCGAGGAGGAAGCUGCCCGGAUGAAAUUAGCUAAGCAGCUAACUACAACAAUGCUCUUGCAACCAAACCCGGGGUCACUACAAUUUGAAGCCCGCCCACCCAGUGAGCGGUAGGAAGCUCGUUGGUCACAUAUAAGAGCGAGCCAUAAAACCAAUUGGAUAAAAUGUAAAAUACGCCUUCCCACCAGUGAUUAGCACAUGUCAUUGGCUGUAUACGUUCUACGUUUUCCCGUCCUCCAGCAGACAGUCGCAAGCGUGUCUGUUUUUUAGAAGAGAAGGGUUUUAUGACAGUAAACGUGACGUUUUACCACUGAAUUGAUUUACUAACUCUCACUUUCACAAUUGGGAUGGUAAAAUGGAAAACAGAGCAACUGAGAUGUCCAACAUAGUGCAGAAAUCGUUCACAUUCGAAGAAUACGAAGACCCGAAGCAAUCACUGAAUGUUUCCAUCCCUGAGGUCCUUGACCCACAAUAUGGGAUGCAUGUAUGGCCCUGUGCAGUGGUAUUAGCACAAUAUGUGUGGACACACAGGGAAGAGCUGAUGCACAAAACAGUGCUAGAGCUUGGGGCUGGCGUGAGUUUACCUGGUGUGGUGGCAGCAAAGUGUGGGGCACAAGUGAUCUUGUCAGACAGUGCAGAACUUCCACUGUGUCUGGAGAACUGUAGGCGCACCUGUGAAGUGAAUGAACUGCCCAAUGUGCUUGUGGUGGGUAUUACCUGGGGAGAAGUCUCCCCAGACCUUCUGCUCCUCCCUCCAUUAGACAUCAUCUUGGGAUCAGACGUUUUCUAUGAGCCCCAAGAUUUUGAAAAUGUCCUGGUGACCAUCUCCUUCCUCUUGAGAAAAAACCCUGAGGCCCAAUUUUGGACAACUUACCAAGAGAGAAGCGCCGACUGGUCCAUAGAGGCAUUGCUGCACAAAUGGAACUUGAAGUGUCUCAACAUUCCACUGGAGAAAUUCCAUGCCAACAAAGAUCAACUAGCUGGGUCAACACUUCCUGGAAGCCAUACUGUACAAAUGAUUAUAACUGAGGACAAGGAAAGCUGAAUGAAAGACAAUUGUCAAUUUAUCCUUCAGUUACUACCAGCAAGGCACAGUCAAAGUCAAAUAGUGAAGACGCAAUACAAGAUCAAUGGUUCAAAACUCAAUGAAUUAUAAAAUAGUGUAAGUUGUAUAGUGUUCCGUUAAAGUUUUAAAAUAAAAUGAUAACCAAAA